CCCGGGCCUUCGCGGGUGGCUGCUCCCGCUCCCCCAGCCCUCCCCGCGUCCUGGUGGGAAACUCAGCCCAGAAGGGGGCUUCGGGGGCUCCUCGCGGGCUGGGGAACCGUCGGAUGCCGGCGCAGGGGGCGGGGUCAGGACCCCGGGCGGGUCACCCCGCCCCUUCGCGCUCAGCCCCGCUGAGGUGAAACCUGAGCCCAGGUCGGGGGCGGGACCGGUCCGCGCCUCUCCCCUGGUUCCCGCACCCUGGCCGGCGGCUGCGAGCGCAGGGCCCAGCCCGGGAGCCGCUGGAGCAGGUGAGGGAGGCGGCUCGGCGCGAGCCGCACAACCCGGCCGUCGGGCCCCGCCGCCCAGGGCUGAGUCUCCCAUCUCGCCCCUCGGUCCGCAGGGCCUGCGAUGGAGCCUGCAGCCCCGGGUCGCGCCCCUCCCUGAGCGCCCCCGUCGGCGGCCAUGCUGCCCCGAGGGCGCCCCCGGGCGCUGGGGGCCGCCGCGCUGUUGCUGCUGCUGCUGCUGCUCGGAUUCCUCCUGUUCGGUGGGGACCUGGGGUGUGAGCGCCGCGAGCCUGGCGGGCGAGCGGGGGCCCCGGGAUGCUUCCCCGGCCCGCUCAUGCCACGUGUCCCCCCAGACGGGAGGCUGCGGAGAGCCGCCGCCCUCGACGGAGACCCGGGGGCCGGCCCCGGGGACCACAACCGCUCCGACUGCGGCCCUCAGCCGCCGCCGCCGCCCAAGUGCGAGGAAAAAUCCACUGCACCUCCACUUGGUGACUGACGCCGUGGCCAGAAACAUCCUGGAGACGCUCUUCCACACAUGGAUGGUGCCUGCUGUCCGUGUCAGCUUUUAUCAUGCCGACCAGCUCAAGCCCCAGGUCUCCUGGAUCCCCAACAAGCACUACUCCGGCCUCUAUGGGCUAAUGAAGCUGGUGCUGCCCAGUGCCUUGCCCGCUGAGCUGGCCCGCGUCAUUGUCCUGGACACGGAUGUCACCUUCGCCUCUGACAUCUCGGAGCUCUGGGCACUCUUUGCUCACUUUUCUGACACGCAGGCGAUCGGUCUUGUGGAGAACCAGAGUGACUGGUACCUGGGCAACCUCUGGAAGAACCACAGGCCCUGGCCUGCCUUGGGCCGGGGAUUUAACACAGGUGUGAUCCUGCUGCGGCUGGACCGGCUCCGGCAGGCUGGCUGGGAGCAGAUGUGGAGGCUGACAGCCAGGCGGGAGCUCCUUAGCCUGCCUGCCACCUCACUGGCUGACCAGGACAUCUUCAACGCUGUGAUCAAGGAGCACCCGGGGCUAGUGCAGCGUCUGCCUUGUGUCUGGAAUGUGCAGCUGUCAGAUCACACACUGGCCGAGCGCUGCUACUCUGAGGCGUCUGACCUCAAGGUGAUCCACUGGAACUCACCAAAGAAGCUUCGGGUGAAGAACAAGCACGUGGAAUUCUUCCGCAAUUUCUACCUGACCUUCCUGGAGUACGAUGGGAACUUGCUGCGGAGAGAGCUCUUUGUGUGCCCCAGCCAGCCCCCACCUGGUGCUGAGCAGUUGCAGCAGGCCCUGGCACAACUGGACGAGGAAGACCCCUGCUUUGAGUUCCGGCAGCAGCAGCUCACUGUGCACCGUGUGCAUGUCACUUUCCUGCCCCAUGAACCGCCACCCCCCCGGCCUCACGAUGUCACCCUUGUGGCCCAGCUGUCCAUGGACCGGCUGCAGAUGUUGGAAGCCCUGUGCAGGCACUGGCCUGGCCCCAUGAGCCUGGCCUUGUACCUGACAGACGCAGAAGCUCAGCAGUUCCUGCAUUUCGUCGAGGCCUCACCAGUGCUUGCUGCCCGGCAGGACGUGGCCUACCAUGUGGUGUACCGUGAGGGGCCCCUAUACCCCGUCAACCAGCUUCGCAACGUGGCCUUGGCCCAGGCCCUCACGCCUUACGUCUUCCUCAGUGACAUUGACUUCCUGCCUGCCUAUUCUCUCUACGACUACCUCAGGGCCUCCAUUGAGCAGCUGGGGCUGGGCAGCUGGCGCAAGGCAGCACUGGUGGUGCCGGCAUUCGAGACCCUGCGCUACCGCUUCAGCUUCCCCCAUUCCAAGGUGGAGCUGUUGGCCUUGCUGGAUGCGGGCACUCUCUACACCUUCAGCCUGGCUCCCACCCGACCCUGCUGCACAGGUACCACGAGUGGCCCCGGGGCCACGCACCCACAGACUAUGCCCGCUGGCGGGAGGCUCAGGCCCCGUACCGUGUGCAAUGGGCAGCCGACUAUGAACCCUACGUGGUGGUGCCACGAGACUGUCCCCGCUAUGAUCCUCGCUUUGUGGGCUUCGGCUGGAACAAAGUGGCCCACAUUGUGGAGCUGGAUGCCCAGGAAUAUGAGCUCCUGGUGCUGCCCGAGGCCUUCACCAUCCAUCUGCCCCACGCUCCAAGCCUGGACAUCUCCCGCUUCCGCUCCAGCCCCACCUAUCGUGACUGCCUCCAGGCCCUCAAGGACGAAUUCCACCAGGACUUGUCCCGCCACCAUGGGGCUGCUGCCCUCAAAUACCUCCCAGCCCUGCAGCAGCCCCAGAGCCCUGCCCGAGGCUGAGGCUGGGCCGGCGCUGCCCCUCAUCUUAGCAUUGGGCAGACACCAGGGCAACCUGCCCUCCGCCAUCCCUGCUAUUUAAAUUAUUUAAGGUCUCUGGGAAGGGCUGGGGCAGAGCAUCUGUGGGGUGGGGUCUUCCCCUUGCUGCUAUUGUAUGGCUGGGGACUGGUCUCUCUCUGCCUCAGCCAGUUUGGGGCUGGUUCCCCCAUCUUGAAUUGUUUAUCCCUUUUUCAUAAUUAAAGUUUUAAAACAUC
Molecule: messenger RNA, 2813 nt
Organism: Pan troglodytes (chimpanzee)
Lineage: Eukaryota; Metazoa; Chordata; Mammalia; Primates; Hominidae
Gene: LARGE2
Product: LARGE xylosyl- and glucuronyltransferase 2
Exons: 12
Coding region: 812-2641 (609 amino acids)
Biological process (GO): protein O-linked glycosylation via mannose
Cellular component (GO): Golgi apparatus
Molecular function (GO): xylosyltransferase activity; glucuronosyltransferase activity
Source: RefSeq, a predicted model, not a curated record